AGUCGCACGCUAAACGUGGCGCGAAACACACCGGCGUGCAUAUUUGCCUGGCGCCGAGCCUUUGCGGCACCUAGCGAGCAGCGAGGCGGGAUGUGCCCCUCGUGAGGCGGCACAGCGACACAGCGAGACACGCAGACACUGCGCGGCUGUGCGGCAACCGGCCAGCCUGGGACCUGACACUUCUCACUCACUUGUUACUGGUUACGCGUCUGCCCAUACAGAGAGAUAGAGAGCCACGGACUGCGUGUGCGUGUGCGUGUGCGUGUGUCAGUGUGACCUGGUGUGCUGGUGGGGGAGUUGUAUCACAGUGACCAUGCGUUGGCUCAGAACGGGAGUGGUGCUGGAGGUGGUGAUGGUGGUGGUGGUGGUGGUGGUGGCGGCGGAACACACACAGGAGGGCGAGGCACAGGAGGCCAAGACAGUCACCCACGAGGAGCAGGAGGCGGCGACGCAGCAAGCAGCAGCAGUCUGAGGCCGAGGAGGUCCUCUCGCGCCUCACCAGACAGGCGGAAAGGCGUGGUCAGCGAGAUGGUAUCAGGCUCGCCGUGCACAGGGACCCGUACAUCUUCAAUCUAUUCGAGGUGCUGCUCACGACCCUGGAGAGCAAGCUGCGCCGCGUGGAGAACAUGGACAGGGCGCUGGAGAGACUGGUGCGACGCCUGGACACAGUGGAGAACAGGCUGGCGGUCAACCUGAACACCACAGCGCAGCUGGUACGCCUACUGGAGACGCGGCUAGUCGACCCUAACGCCUACAGAACCACAAUCACCGGCAGCACGAGCAGCAGUAACACCAACAGCAACAGCAGAGGCAGCAGCGAGGACUCCAGCAGUAGUAGACGCACAAACACACAAGCGGAAGGCCAGAGCAGCAACAACAGUGAUGGCGGCGCUGAGGGCAAGCAGGAGGAAGGGUACGGCCGGGGAAUGAGUCUGAUGGAGCAGCGGCUGUACCUACUGGCGGAGCACGUGACUCGCAUCGAUAACAAGCUGUCCUCCAUGCAGAAGACACUGGACACCAACAGCAUCGUGGCGCCCCAAGACGAGUUGGUGGCAGCCGCCUCUGAGAGUUACCGUGUCGGCGUGGACAUCCCGCGCAUACAGUCCCUGGAGAAGAGUCCCACUAUGAACAAGCUGCAGGAGUCUAUUGAGAGCGUGCGGGAAUCCGUAGCCUCAAUGGACCGGCGCCUGCAGUUCCACAUGGCCUACGUGUCCGGAGACCUGGAGCAGCUGGCGGGUUCCGUGAGGAGCAUCCACGCUGCCAUCCUGGAGGAGCAGACGCCGCCCUUCACUGACGCCACCACGCCACCCACCAGCUGGAAUGUGACUCACCCGCCGCUCCGAACCAAGAUCGACUCCCUAGUGGAUCGUAUGUCGCCCAUGGAGACUGUGUGGGAGAAGAUGGAGGAGGUCUGGAGUGUAGUGGUGGGCACGAAGAGCUCUGUGGAUGUGUUGGUACCGAAGAGUGAGGCGCUGCUGAACACAAGCCAGCGACAGGAGCGGGCCAUCUCCACCAUACACUCUGACCUCACCGAGAAGGCCAACAGGAUCAUACAGAACCUUGACGAGGUGGAGCAAACCCUGAAGACGAUGCCGCUGGACAAGGGCAGGCAGCGUGACCACAUCAACCCCGUCACGCUGCUGCACCGCUCCACCCACACCCUCCACCUGCAGGACGACACGCCCAUGGAGGACCCGCCUGGUGACCUUGUGGACCAGCAGAGCUUCCUGACGGAGCACAAUAGCAGCGAGAUGUUAACCACCACGGAGAGGCCCGCCACCAGGAGUCCCUUGGGUCCCUCCGGCCUCGUGUUCCCUUCCGUGCAAGGCAAACCAGUCACCGUCAACAACAGCUUCAUUGUCAACGACCAGCACGAACUGUCCAUGAAGCAAGGGUACUCGUGCGCAGACCUGAGGACGAAGGGCAUGACGGACAGUGGCACGUAUUACCUCAACAUCCGAGGCACCACCUACUGGUUCCUCAAAGUCUACUGCGAUAUGGAGACUGCAGGAGGCGGAUGGACGGUGAUCCAGAGAAGAGAUGACUUUGGCGAGCCCCGGGAGACCUUCAACAGGGAGUGGGACGACUACAAACACGGCUUUGGCAACCCUGAGGCUGAGUUCUGGCUGGGCAAUGAGAACAUCUACAUGCUGACCAACACAGACGAUCACAUGCUGAGAGUGGAGCUGGAGGACUUCGAUGGCAACAGAAGGUUCGCGGAGUAUUCCACUUUCAAGCUGCACAGUGAGAAGGACAAUUACAAGCUAGAGAUCAGCGGCUAUUCUGGCAACGCUGGCGACUCCCUGAACGACCCCUGGUACGGCUCCAACCUCAGCCCCUUCUCCACCGUCAACAGAGAUAACGACCGGUCAAGCCUGAACUGCGCCUCCAUGCUGAAGGGCGGGUGGUGGUGGCGGUCCUGUGGGCGCGGCCUCAAUGGCAUCUACCUGACGGAUCCCAAUGACCUCACGGCACGGCAAGGUAUCGUGUGGUUCAGGUGGAGAGGCUGGGACUACACCCUCAAGAAGUCGGUGUUGUUGAUCAGACCCAAGAACAAGGACAGGAAAGAGCCAUGCUGCUGAUGCUCGUGCCGGAGAGCUGCUGGAAGAGGAGGAGCACCACGCCACCAACAGGACAGGGAGCAGGAGAACUCAAGCCACCAACAAGAGCAAGAGGAGCAGGAGGAGGAAGGAGGAAGUGCUUUGGAGUGAAAUCAUAUGAAGAAAAUGUGAAAAAAAAAAAGAUAGUUAGAUCGUAGUUUUAGUUAUGGCAAUGCAUCUACGCUUCCAUGGCUUGUUUUGCUUCAUUUGAUGCAGUGUUUACGAAAAAUAUGAACUAAGUUACUGAAAAACUGAAUAGAAAAAAAUGAUUACUGGAAAAUAAAGAAGGUAACCAGGCAAAAAGGAAACAGAAUCUGAAGAAAUAAAGAAGAAUUAAAGAAAAGAAAAGAAAGGAAAGAAAAGAUAAAGUAAAAGAGGUGAUACACAAAUAAAUUAUAACGUAAUGUAAAUAGAAAUACAUACUUAUCCAAAGCUUGGUGACUAAGCAGACAAAAAAACGGGUAUUUUGAUGUAAGAGAUUGAUGAGAAGACACAGUGGCGAAGAAUAGAUAAACAGGACUUACAAUGGAAAAGAAAAA
Molecule: messenger RNA, 3139 nt
Organism: Scylla paramamosain (green mud crab)
Lineage: Eukaryota; Metazoa; Arthropoda; Malacostraca; Decapoda; Portunidae
Product: angiopoietin-2-like
Exons: 14
Coding region: 627-2582 (651 amino acids)
Source: RefSeq, a predicted model, not a curated record